CAUUCGUGUAUCAAGUUGGCCAGACAUUUUCGGCGACUAUAAAUAGGCAGAUUGGCUGUGGAGAAGGUACUAGUGUUCUCACAACUUCGGUCCCAGCAACAUGAAAUUCUUCGCUAUCCUCUCGCUCGCCCUUCUGGCUGUGGCCUCCGCCGAUGUCAGCCACCUGACCAACACCUACCUGCCUCCCCACUCGGGCGCUGCAUCCACCAGCUACGAGUCCUACCAGGCUGCUCCCGUCGAGGCCGCCGCCUCCGAGACCUAUGCCGCUCCCGCCGCCGCUGCCUCCACCUACGAGAGCGAGUCCUACUCCGCCCCAGCUGCCUCCUUCACCAGCGAAUCCUAUGCCGCUCCAGCUGCCGUCGAGGCCGCCGUUGAGACCGCCGCUGAGGAGACCUACGAGCAGCCCGCUGCCAGCUAUGUGGCUCCAGUGGUGACCAAGACCACCUACUCCGCCCCAGCUGUCUCCUCGUACUCCUCCUACUCCGCUCCCGCUGUGGUGGCCAAGACCUACACCGCUCCCGUGGUGACCAAGGCCUACACCGCUCCCGCUGUUGUGAAGACCUACUCGGCUCCUGCUGUGUCCACCUACUCUGCUCCUGCCGUGUCCGGAUACUCUCAGACCUACACCGCUCCCGCUGUGGUCAAGACCUACUCCGCCCCAGCUGUCUCCAGCUACACCGCUCCCGCUGUGGUCAAGACCUACUCCGCCCCAGCUGUGUCCACCUACACCGCCCCCGUGGUGACCAAGACCUACACCGCUCCCGCUGUGGUCAAGACCUACUCCGCCCCAGCUGUCUCCAGCUACACCGCUCCUGCUGUGGUCAAGACCUACUCUGCUCCUGCUGUGUCCACCUACACCGCCCCCGUGGUGACCAAGGCCUACACUGCUCCUGUGGUGACCAAGACCUACACCGCCCCCGCCGUGGUUAAGACCUACUCCGCCCCAGCUGUGUCCACCUACACCGCUCCAGCUGUAUCCACCUACACCGCUCCCGCUGUGUCCACCUACACCGCCCCAGUGGUGACCAAGACCUACUCCGCUCCGGCUGUGUCCAGCUACUCGGCUCCCGCUGUGGUCAGCAGCUACUCCGGAUCCUCCGGCACCGUGUACGGCUCCAACGGCGGAUACGUCUACUAAAGACUGCAUCCCAAAACGAAGCUAAUCAUACGACGAAAACCUUUUUUUUUCUUACAAUAAAUCGAAUAUGCUUAAAACA
Molecule: messenger RNA, 1217 nt
Organism: Drosophila simulans
Lineage: Eukaryota; Metazoa; Arthropoda; Insecta; Diptera; Drosophilidae
Product: cuticle protein 16.5
Exons: 2
Coding region: 101-1138 (345 amino acids)
Biological process (GO): positive regulation of transcription by RNA polymerase II
Cellular component (GO): RNA polymerase II transcription regulator complex
Molecular function (GO): transcription coactivator activity
Source: RefSeq, a predicted model, not a curated record